This is a messenger RNA of Haliotis rufescens (red abalone), 5770 nucleotides long. Its product is annotated as glycerophosphocholine acyltransferase 1-like. The transcript has 8 exons. Gene Ontology annotation, biological process: phosphatidylcholine biosynthetic process. The record is from RefSeq and is a predicted model, not a curated record. Lineage: Eukaryota; Metazoa; Mollusca; Gastropoda; Lepetellida; Haliotidae. The coding region runs from base 519 to 1592 and encodes 357 amino acids.
ACAGUGGACCGGACUGACGGUCAGUGUACAGGUCGUGUCUCACUGUCGCUGGACGUUGGGACUGGACUCCUCGGUGCCACCAGUAGACAAGCCAUUACGUUGGGACUGGAUCUCAAAGUGGUGAUUCUCUUUCACAGUGCUCUUCCUAGUGUCAUAAUCUUUGACAGUUUUAGGACUGAAGGGUGUUUGUUUUCAUAAGGAUUACAUCCCUGUUGACCAGCCUCCAUUAACCCUUGGAUCCCAUUGUUUUUUCAAUGGGAUUAUGGACGGUUGUGCUGGUGACAGUAGUUUGUUUUGAAAGUGGUAUCGUCAAGAAGAGAGUAUAACUUUGCCUUGAGGUGAAACAGGUUUAGAGACAUGCAUACUUAAUACAAGCAUCCCAAGCUACGUUUGACAGUGAUGCGUCCUGAGUUGUGACCAGAAACAGUUCUCUCUACACAGUGAAAGUUGUUGCAGUGCUGCCUGACUAUCGCCACACUGAGCAAGUUGGUUGCUAUGGUUUUCUGUGUUUCCAAAUAAUGACAAUAGGCUCUUGCUCGACAUUCAAAAUGGGCUCCAAAGUGGGAGAUACGGCCUCGUAUACCAUAGAUACUGAGGAGUGUAAUGGCCACCUGUUGCAGAAUGGUAAGGUCCACCAGAACGGCACCGCCCCGCAGGAGAUGUUGGUUACGGAGGCAGAACACAACGAAAAGGAGAAGGAGAAGUCCUCUGGCAAGGUAGUGAAGCAGCAGCAUUUCAGGGAGAAGGUGGUGUUUGUGGUGUCCGUGGCAACAGUCAGCUUGUUGACACACAGCCUCAUCUCCGCUCAGUUCCUCAUCCCAUACUUCUACUCAGUCACCGCCCCCAUACUGCUGCUCAUCCGCUGUAUCAUGUACUGGUUAUGUAAAUGGCAGUAUUUUUUACUAGAUUUCUGUUACUUCGGAAACAUCACGUGCUAUGUGUUUAUUUGGGCGUUCCCCCAACAGCCGGAGUUCUUCUGUGUGUUGUUCGCCUUGGCCAACGGCCCGAUCACAUGGGCUCUCGUGUUGUUCCGAAACUCUCUCGUGUUCCACAGCUUUGAUAAAACUGUCUCCAUAUAUAUCCACCUGAUGCCAGCCCUGUUGUCCUUCACGAUACGAUGGUACCCAGAAGAGACCUCUAAGCUGUGGUACCAGGAGAUGAUGCCAACCUUCGCUGACUGGAGCUUUGCAUGGCUUGUCGGCGUACCCUUGGGGUGCUUUAUGGUUCACGGUCUGUUUAAUGCGGUGCUGUUGAGUGUAAUUCUGAAACCGACACCAGAAUAUUCGACCAUCUACCGUAUCCUUACAGCCGAUGAGAAGAGUCAAAGCUUCCUGUUGUUCGACAUGUGUGGACCAAAGUAUCGCUACAUGAUGUACCUGAUGAGCUACUGGGUCUUCUGUCUGCUGUCUGUGCUCGUCGGCAUCCUGUGGUACAACUACUUCAUCGCUCACUGCAUCUACCUCUCCUUCGUCAUGCUCAUCGCCACCUACAACGGCGCCUGCUACUACCUGGAUGUGUUCAGUGUCCGCCUGUUGAGGAAGCAUUUGCAGAAGGAAAGCCAGAUUCAGGCUGACAACUCUGAUGUAGAGUGAUCUGUUUGUCCACGUCUGCUCACUCCGUCUGCUCCUCACGACAGAGUGACCUUGAACUUGAGACAGUCCUAUCCUCUCAGUGACUGGAAUGUUUCUUCCACGGACAUGAUGUUGAUGAAGCAAACCAUGACAUAUUAUUUAUCAUUUAUUUAUUAUGAGAUAUUCUCAGUCAUACCAGAAGACUUUGCUUUCAGUGUUUGCAUAAAUAUUGUUCACAUGUAAUGAAAGAAAGUUUGAGUGGGUGCUGAAAGUGAAAAUAUAGUCACUCGUUCUUGUUCUUGUGAACUUUGUACAUGUUCUUGUUGUGAGUAGAAGUCACUAAUUUUAGAGACCAAUUCCUUAAUAUUGUUUUCCUUCAUUAGGGUCCUCAGUGUCAAGUCUUAUUGUGACUGGAGGCCCUUGUUGACUUUCUGAUCACAGAUUAGGUCAAGGUUGACCAGAUUUGGCCGGGGAUGACUGAACCUGGCAUUGCGUUGCACCCUGGGUCGGAUAUAUUGUAAUGAAAAGUUGAACCCAACGAUAGAUAGUCAUGUGAUAGCUUCCAGCAAUGCAUGUAUUUAAGCCUUGGGCUAAUUACGGGGUUUACAUUUUUAUAUUUUAUUAAGUCAUUUUUUAUUCAAGUUUAAACUCUUGGCUGAACGUGCUGAAAACAAGUAAAUGUUAACACUUGGAACAGAAUUUAAAUAUUUAAUGAACAUUUAUGAAAAAAUAGGUAACUUUAAACAAAUGUAAUAAAAUGAAAGUCAUCACAUUGUGUGGUGGGUUGGAUGGGCCGUGACGCACAAUGAUGUUAUUAUUCAGUCAUACAGCCUCUCAGUUUCACCGGUUGCAGCGAGGGGCAGUCGGGUAGCCUAGUGGUUAAAGCGUUCGCUCGUCACGCCGAAGACCCGGGAUCGAUUCCCGACAUGGGUACAAUGUGUGAAGCCCAUUUCUGGUGUCCCCCGCCGGCAUUUUGCUGGAAUAUUGCUAAAAGCGGCGUAAAACCAUACUCACUCACUCACUCACUCACUCACUGUUGCAGUGCGCCCCAGUAUUCCCAGUACAUGAGGAGACCAGCGUAUGUUGAACAUGUGGAACUCACAGUGAGGACCUGGCUCCAACUCGCCAUUCAUUAAUAUGCUCUUACAUGUUUUAGAACAAACCCCAAAUUUUAAUUCAAUUUUAAGCAUAUAAAUUAGCAUAUUACCUUAUCCGUCAUGCAUGGCCUAGUGUAGUGUACUGUGCCCCCAUUCCACAAGGAGAUCGUAGGGCUACGACUGUCGUAAGUCCAUGUUAAAGUAUGGCAGUUACAAUCAUCUUAGCGCUAAGAUCACUUUGUCGAAAGGGCCCAGGAACGAACUUAAUAUUACUAUUAUGAAGUUAUCUUUGCACAUUUAAAACCUUUGUUCGAAUGUAUUGGACACUUGCACUGUUAUUCCAAUCAGCUUGUGUGGUAUCAUUUUGAAAUAAUUAGAAGAAGGUAUUGAAGACAAUUCAUACUGUCGUGAUCGAUCAUGUAUCCUGGGACAGCAAGUUCAUCCCAAAUGGCCAUCAGUUCUAAAUAUUGCAAUACCAUGACGGCUCCACAUGCUUCAUUUGACAACAAAAUUAUAUCAGCAUAAAAUUAUGAUUGAAUAUUUUGAUGAAAGUCAUUUUUUUUGUAGCAGCAUAUAUCAUUUUGAUAUAUAAAAUCAUAUUUUCAUAUAGCCUAUGUGUUCAGGGGGCUUUGAAGCGUCACCCUUGAUUAUGUCAUAAAGCGUGUGGAUAAGUAUUGUUUAGGGGCACAAAAAAAAGGUGAGGCUCGAAAACAACUGAUUUAGGGAUGUAUCACUUGUAAAUGCCAUUCAAUGACUACAUUAUUAAUGUUGUAAGUUCUGUACCUACGUAACAGGUUCAUCCUGAACUAUGACUUUGUUUAAAUACUGUAAAUCUUGAAAUUAACGUAAACGGGAAUUAAAUGCGAAAAACGCAAGUGGUCUUUACUCGUAUGAAUUAAACUUUGCAUAUGUGUCUCUAAAAUGACUAUCAAUAAUAAGACGGCCUCACUGCUCGCUUUGGAUAGUGGAAAUACCAACUUGAAUAUAAACAAACAACGAUAUAUUCCACAUCACGGUUUAUUGUUUUUACGGAAAUUCUCUACUCGGCGCUAAUAAGCGGUGAUAUUUGCUGUUUGACUGGAUUAGGGUAAGGUUGGAUUAUGGUAAGGUUGGAUUAAGGUAAGGUUGGAUUAAGGUAAGGUCUUGAAGGAAUGUGAGAUAUAUCCUCUUGUGUGCAAUGUCUAGUGCAAUAAGACUAAAGUGAAAUGUGCAAUCCUAACAUUCCAUAACUAUUGAUGUUAUUUCUCAUAAACCAUAUCGAAUUCCCUUCUUGUCUUUAUUGAUGCCUGGUCUGAGGCAAGGGAGUUAAGUGACUAUAAAAUUCCAGUUUCCGUCCUCGCUGAACUAGGCUGGAAUUCUGGAGUUACAUUUUGGCCGGACUAACAAGACUAUGCAGAGUCCAAUCAAAGUUGCGUAAUGAAAUCAAUAUGUUCGUAAACUGCCGUGCAGAUUUUGGCCGAUUGCAGGAUUUGUUCAGCAUGUGUACUGUCAACUUAGGGUCAACAAAUAUAUUCCAAAUCCUUUCAUGUUUUUAAUCAAUUUUAUGUACUUUGUGAAGUAAGACAAUUAUCAAUCAGAUCGUCUUCACUGGGUGCCGUGAUUUUGUUUGAAGCAAAUUCAAGUGAUAUGAGAGGUGGAAUCUGAUUGGUCAAUAGGAGGGACAUAGAACUUGUAGUAGCCAGUGGUGGCGCUACGAUCAAAUCUAGAAAUUCCAGCCUAGUUCGGCAAGGGUGGAAACUGGACUCAGUCAGUCAGUAACUCCCUUGCCUAGAGAAGAUGGAUCUUGUAAAUCCUCUGAGAUGGUGAAGUGAAUACGCUGUUUUGCACUGGUUAAAAAUGUCUUGCAUUUGUCAUGACUGAUUUUGUUUGCACUUUGAGGACUCAGAAAGUUUACAUGAGGUCUUUUAAGUGAAAGAAGAACUUGUCUUUCAAUAUCAUUUAACAAAUAUUGAUUCUAUUCAAAAGAAUAAUGUUUUCCAUACAUGUAGUUAAGGCAAGACAAAUUCGAUUUCUUGUUCACUGAUUUUCUUGGUCAUGAUGUCACUACUAUAGAAUAAUCUGCAAUCAAAAUUAAAAAAUUAUGUUACCAUGGUUACAGGAAAGUAUGCUUUUUUCAUUCUCAUAUAUAACCUCUUCACUACAGAAAAAGCUACAAUCAAAAUACAAAAAUCUGUUACCAUGGUUACAACAAUCUCAUGAAAGUCAGAUCUUAGUGCUCACUACCGCUAAACACAGAUCCGAGGACAUCACAUUACGUGUGACACCAGAACGACCUUCCAUCUGACCAAUCAGAACGUCGCUUACUAAAUCAGGACAGUGAGAGUCGGAAUGUGUUUUUUUAAUCAUGCAACCUCAAAAGGGUUAAAUGGGGCAUUAUGAACAACAUUUACAGGCUGCACGACCGACUUCCUCAAAAUCAUUAUCUAUCCCUCGCUUCAAUUGAAUUUAAACGGAAGGGACUUUCUGUAGCCCGUGGGAAGUACUGCCGUAGUCCCGGCCAUCUGGUAAUCAUUUCACAAUGUUCUUCUGUUCAAUUUUCAAAUUUUUAAUCAGGACUUUUGCCAAUAUAUUAUGCAACUCGUAUUUGGAAUGGAUGUCCCCAGUUUGAAAAUAGUGCCAUAUACUUCGAAAAAGCUGCUUUCUGAUUUGCUAAUGUCGACUUCUUGUUAUUGAUUUCAUUAGUAGGUCAAAGUUCGUGAAGGGUCGUUCUGACGUGACCCGUAAUGGAAUGUCAUCCGAUCUUUGUGAGAACUAUGAUCUGAUUGGAAUGAGAUUGACGUUACAGGAGAGUAUGCUUUUAGAACUUAUUUUCAUGACAGAAUAUGUGUUUUAAUUUGAUGUCCGAUUACACUGUGACUUAUUGCACAUUAAGUGCCCGUGGUUCCAUUGAUGACACAUCUCUUUGUUGUCUAUCUUUACAACAGAGAAGUAGAAAUAUUAUUAGUUAUAAUGCUGAUCUGUUCUGACAAUGAAUAAUAUUGUGAUUUAAAUAGUAUAUGCCAUGAAAACAGUGCCUUUGACAAAUUGAUAUAUUUUGUGGUUGAUUUUAUCAUAGCCACAAGUUAUUUCUUUUUUCAUAGAAAUAUUUACCAGAAUUGAAGA